UGUGUUUCAGCCUUGCACACUGACAGCAUUUCAUUGCAAAGCCACAAUGACAAGCAGCAACAAAAAUACAAACUCAAAUGUCCCGUUCACUUUAAAUAAAUACCACGUCUCAGAAGAGUACGGAUUUCUGCUUCCUCUGCCACGGACAGAUCUGCCCGAAUAUUAUCGGCCCUGGAUGAAGAUUGCCAGAAACCUCACCGACUUGAUAGAAGCACACACGCUACGCAAUGAGGUUAACAAGUUGCCGCUGCUGGACACAGGUUACCUGCAGGGGCACAGGGAGCAGAGGCUGGCACGCACGGCUCUGAGUUUCAUUACCAUGGGCUAUGUGUGGCAGGAGGGGGAGCAUGGCACUAUAAAGAUCUUACCAAGAAACCUGGCGAUCCCAUAUUGUGCGUUGUCACAGUUACUUGGUCUGCCUCCUAUACUGGUUCAUGCCGACGGUGCGUUGAGCAACUGGAAGAAAAAAGACCCCAGUGGCCCUUUGGAAAUAGAGAAUCUGGACCUGAUCGUGUGCAUGCCUGGAGGAGACAGUUUCAAAGGUUUUUUUCUGGUGACCUUGUUGGUUGAACUGGCAGCCGUACCGGGACUCAAGGCAGUGGCUGCAGUGAUCAAUGCUGUGCUUGCAUGUGAUGACCAGAGCCUCAAGAGGGCGCUAGAGGACCUGGCCAGGUCUAUCCAGAGCAUGACCGAAGCUCUGAAGCAAAUGCAUGCUCACGUUGAUCCUGCAACAUUUUACGGAAUGAUUCGUAUCUUCCUAUCUGGCUGGAGGGAUAACUCCUCCAUGCCAGAGGGGCUGGUGUACGAAGGCGUGCAGGAAGACCCGUUGCACUAUUCGGGGGGCAGUGCAGCUCAGAGCAGCGUCCUGCACUGUUUCGAUGAGUUACUGGGGGUGAGACACGGCAAGGACAGCGCUGCUUUCCUGAACAGGAUGCGAGACUACAUGCCUUCCUCCCACAAGCAGCUGGUGCUGGACAUCUCCACAGGGCCGUCGCUGCGGCACUACGUCCUGGACUCGGGGAACCCGGAGCUCAGGGGCGCUUUCAACGGUUGCGUGGCUCAGCUCGUGGCCCUCAGAAACUAUCACAUCGUGGUGGUAAGCCGAUUCAUCACCCUCCCGGCAGCCCGGGCGAGGGAGAGGAGGAGCCGAGCCGAUCCCUCCGCAGAGACCCUCACUCGAGCCCCCUCCUCACUGGAGGAACGGGGGACCGGAGGCUCCGGGGUCAUGAGCUUCCUGAAGAGCGUCCGGGACACCACCAAAGAGGCUGCGAUACCAUGGGAUGGAAACAAGACUCCCACUGCAUAGCAGUUUGAUCCAUUCCUGGUUUUACUACGAGUUUAAUAACGACAUGCCUGAACUUGUUACAUUACGUCUACACUGGGGCUAAUCAAGCACAUAUUAAAAACUUGAAAAAAUGGGUGAAA
Molecule: messenger RNA, 1425 nt
Organism: Polyodon spathula (Mississippi paddlefish)
Lineage: Eukaryota; Metazoa; Chordata; Actinopteri; Acipenseriformes; Polyodontidae
Gene: ido1
Product: indoleamine 2,3-dioxygenase 1
Exons: 10
Coding region: 47-1306 (419 amino acids)
Biological process (GO): 'de novo' NAD+ biosynthetic process from L-tryptophan
Cellular component (GO): cytoplasm
Molecular function (GO): L-tryptophan 2,3-dioxygenase activity; heme binding; metal ion binding
Source: RefSeq, a predicted model, not a curated record